AUGGGGUCCGGCGGGCGUCGUCGGUCGAAGCCAAAAGACCCUGAGGUGGAGGAGCGGACGGGCCCCCUGUGGCACGUCGUGUGGGCGCUCGCGCUCGCGGGCGCGGCCGUGAGCGUGGGCGCUCUCUGCAUCCCCGAGUGGCGCGUGAGCGACGCCGUGGACUACAGGUAUAUGUUUCGCAGCCAGGAGAAGCACCAGGGCUACCAGGGGACCUCGUGGGGCCUCUACAACAUCUCCUUCGACGGGGGCCGCUCGCUGCUGUCUUGGGCGCAGCGGCUCAGCAGCAGCAGCGAGGCCGUGGCCAACGCCGUGCGGCUGGGGCAGCAGCAAACUGCAGCAGCACAGUACCAGGCCUGGGCCGCCCAGUGUCCUGCUGCUUGCCAGGACGCCUUAACUACUAGACUGGCCUGCUACCGCAGGCUGGCCAGCGUGAGCACUUUGCUGCUGGGGGCAGCAGCGCUGGGGGGGGCCCUCGCGCUGCUGGCUGUGGGGUGGUUUUUUCUCUUCGGCAAAAUGGCCUACUUGGCCGUGGGCUGCUGCUGCUUGGGGGGCCUCCUUUGCUGCAGCGUGGGGGGCUAUUGGCUGUGGGAAACGGCCACUUGCUGGAACAUGAUAGUGCUUUCGCAGCAGUUCCCGCUGCCGCGGCUCUCCACGGGCUUCUACCUGCUUGCUGCAGCAGCAGGACUCUACUUUGCUGCUGCUGCUGCUGCUCUUGCUGCUGAGCUGCUGGACAGGGCUGCGGAAAGGAGGGCCAAGGAGCUCCUCAAGAGGCAGGCCCUCCUCGAGGCCGCGGGGGGCCCCGACGCAUUCGCCCCGGGACUCCUGGGGCCCCCCGCCAUGCCCCCGGGGCUCCUCCAGGGGGGGCCCCUCUUGGGGGGGCCCCCCCUCGUCGGGGCCCCCGGAAUGCCCCAGAUGGGCGGGGCCCCUCUAGGCGGGCCCAUGGCCAGGGGCCCCAUGCUCCCCGGGCCCAUGGCCGGACCCAUGGGGGCGCCUCUCCCAGGGGGGCCCCUCCCAGGGGGGCCCCUCCCGGGGGGCCCCCUCCCCGCGGGCCCCAUGAUGCCCCCCAUGGGCAGGGGCCUCCCCGUCACCAACAGACCCAGCGUCUUGGGGGGGGCCCCCAUGAUGGCCGUCCCAGGAAAGGCCCCCCCAAUGCACAGCCCCAGCCUCAGGCCCCCCAUGUAA
Messenger RNA from Eimeria necatrix, 1182 nucleotides. RefSeq lists its product as hypothetical. The transcript has a single exon. NCBI's taxonomy places the organism in Eukaryota, Apicomplexa, Conoidasida, Eucoccidiorida, Eimeriidae. The record is from RefSeq and is a predicted model, not a curated record. Bases 1 to 1182 code for a protein of 393 amino acids.